Molecule: messenger RNA, 2276 nt
Organism: Ylistrum balloti
Lineage: Eukaryota; Metazoa; Mollusca; Bivalvia; Pectinida; Pectinidae
Product: U4/U6.U5 tri-snRNP-associated protein 2-like
Exons: 14
Coding region: 1-2190 (729 amino acids)
Biological process (GO): spliceosomal complex assembly; protein deubiquitination; mRNA processing
Molecular function (GO): zinc ion binding; cysteine-type deubiquitinase activity
Source: RefSeq, a predicted model, not a curated record
AUGGCGGAAAAUGAGAGCCGGGAGUUCGCAAAUGAGCUCAAAGGUAUCUUAAAAAGAAAGCGCGAUAGUUCACAUCUCGGCAAACUUGAUGAUGACAACCCAAUAAGAUCUAUUCUGAAGAAGGGAAAAUCAUCUAAACCAAAGGAAUCAAAAGAGGAGUCAUUCGACACACGUGGACCGAAAGCCGACCCCCUUCAUGAAAGUCCUUCUAAAAAAGGAAUAUUGAAAUCUUCUGUUGUUGUUCCAACACAGCAAGGAAAUACUGCUCAAAGAAACAUCCUUCAAAAAUCUCCAGAAAACACGGAUGUCGCUUUAGUGACAGAACAAGCUAAAUCCAUUACCAGCCCUAUCAAAACACCAAGAAGUAUAUCUCAGCCUCAAGUGAAACAAGAGAUUCGAGAUGAAUUGUAUGAAAUUGCAGAGGCAGAACUUCUUUCCGAAGAGCAAGAGCUGGCAGAGCAGCGACCACCUUCUCCUCCUCCGCAACCAAAACAAGCCACACCUGAUGCUAAGCGUGAUACCAAUGUGGACCAAGAGCGUGUAAAAGAGGAGCGCCGAUCCAGCUCCAGUAAACACAAAUCUGGUUCUUCAAAGUCGCAUUCAUCAAAGAAAGAAAAAUCAUCAGAUAGGAAAUCCAAAGCUGAUAAAAAUCAAGAGCCUAAGCAGCCAGCGAAUAUUGUAGAUGAUUUUGAUGACGAUGAUGAAAUUGAACCUAUUCAAGAUCCUAAAGUUGACAGAAGUCGUUCCUGUCCCUAUCUUGAUACUAUAAACAGGUCUCUGUUGGAUUUUGAUUUUGAGAAGCUGUGCUCUGUUUCUUUGUCACACAUCAAUGUCUAUGCCUGUCUUGUAUGUGGGAAAUACUUCCAAGGUCGUGGAAAGAUGUCACAUGCAUACACACACAGUGUACAGGACAGUCAUCAUGUGUUUCUCAACCUCCUCACUCACAAGUUCUAUUGUCUCCCUGACAACUAUGAGAUCAUUGAUUCAUCUCUUGAAGACAUCAUUUAUGUGUUGAAUCCAACAUUUACAAUUGAUCACAUUAAGAAGCUGGACUUCACAAACAAAUUAUCUCGCGCUUAUGAUGGGACAACAUACAACCCAGGUAUUGUUGGACUGAACAACAUCAAAGCCAAUGAUUACUGCAAUGUCAUUUUACAAGCACUAUCCCACGUGUCUCCACUAAGGAACUACUUCCUUCAGGAACAGAACUAUAAAAAGAUCAAGCGACCUCCUGGGGACCAAAUGUUUCUGAUUGUUCAACGGUUCGGUGAACUUAUCAGGAAACUGUGGAAUCCACGGAACUUCAAGGCUCAUGUCAGUCCUCACGAAAUGUUGCAGUCUGUGGUCUUGUGUAGCAAGAAGAAGUUUCAGAUCACAGAACAAGGUGACUCACUGGAUUUUAUGUCCUGGUUCCUGAAUGCUUUACAUCAGGCGCUGAACGGCACAAGGAAGCUUAGCAGUAGUAUUGUUAACAAGACUUUCCGAGGCAAGAUGAGAGUGUACACACGCAAAGUGUUGCCUGUGGAAUUGAAAGACGAGGAAAAAGAAAAACUACUUCAGACAGACGAGUAUACAGAAAAGUAUGAGGAGAUCCCUUGGCUGUAUUUGACCUGUGACCUUCCACCUCCACCACUGUACCCUGAUGAGUUACGAGAGAACAUCAUUCCACAGGUGCCAUUCUCCACCAUCCUUGCCAAAUUUAAUGGGAUAUCUGAGAAGGAGUACAAGACACAUAAAGACUCCCACAUGAAGAGGUUUGAGCUGACCCGUCUCCCACCCUACAUCAUCUGUUAUAUAAAGAGAUUCACGAAAAAUUAUUUCAUUCAAGAAAAGAACAGAACAAUUGUCAACUUUCCUAUCAAAAACAUUGACUUUGGUGACCUUUUAGCUCCCGAGAUCCGAGCUCAACACAAGAACACAACAUAUGACCUUAUGGCUAACAUUGUCCAUGAUGGGGAGCCAAAGUCAGGGAAAGGCACCUACAGAGUUCAUGUUAUCCAUAAGGGUCUGGGUAAAUGGUAUGAGAUGCAAGAUCUCCAUGUGACAGAUAUCUUACCUCAGAUGAUUCCACUCUCUGAGAGUUACAUACAGAUAUUUGAGCUAAGGAGAGACAUCCCAAAUCCAACAUUUGGUAUGGCAGUAGAAGACCAGCCACCCCAGCCUGAGAACUUUGCUUCUAUGGAAGUUUAAAUGAUUGGAAAGACUCGAUAGCAGGACAUAUCUAUAACAAUGUGUGUAAGAAUAGGACGAAAAUAAAAUGUCAAGCAUCAUAGAAA